This is a messenger RNA of Verruconis gallopava, 1961 nucleotides long. RefSeq lists its product as uncharacterized. Gene Ontology annotation, molecular function: protein heterodimerization activity; RNA polymerase II cis-regulatory region sequence-specific DNA binding; DNA-binding transcription activator activity, RNA polymerase II-specific. Bases 968 to 1570 code for a protein of 200 amino acids. Gene Ontology annotation, cellular component: CCAAT-binding factor complex; nucleus. NCBI's taxonomy places the organism in Eukaryota, Fungi, Ascomycota, Dothideomycetes, Venturiales, Sympoventuriaceae. The record is from RefSeq and is a predicted model, not a curated record. Gene Ontology annotation, biological process: regulation of transcription by RNA polymerase II. The transcript has 6 exons.
GCCGAGUUUAACUUCCUCUCCACCACUCAACGAACGUGCUGACCGAGCGCGUGUGUCGAAGGCGACCAGACGACGUCAGUGAGUAAAACCCCACGCGCGCCAGGCCGGUUCUUGCAGUAGCCCGGCAUAUUCGCAUCUUCCAUCUGCUGCGCAUAUCCUCCCAAAGCCCGGCGCUUUGUUGUCUUUUGCUGGGUCUCGCCCUGUCCCAAGCGACGUGGCUAUCGAUUAGGUAGCGAUACCUUGCUGCAGGUAAACUUCACCUCACAUCACGUUCCUGGCCGUCUUUCGCCCAGAACGUCGGAAAGAAGCACAGCUAGCUGCCUAGUACGUGUUACACCGCCAGAGGUGCGCUUCACCCUUUGACUCGCAUAUACUCUCUUGGGACCUUGCUGCUCUUCCUGCCGCGCCUUAGUAGCAUCCGUUCUCGGCUUUCACGACAUCCUCGAUCGAGUAUUGGUCCUGUGCCACAAGCAUCGGCUGCGCUUUACGCUUUCAGCAACGACCUGUGCCACUGUACCGUAUCGGCCUGUCUGGUUCUUCGUCAACUUCCUGGCUUGGGAAACGAAGCAGAACCCUGACCUGACUUCGUCCUGCCUUGUAUACACGUCUACCGCCUCUCCCUCAAACCACUAAGCUGUAGUGGCGGCUGUAUACUAUAUCGGCCCGCAUAAGCGCAAAAAAGGCCCAUACCAUACAGUCGGGAAACCUGCAGGUGGAUCAUCGUCAUACCCAAAGCUUGCAGAAUAGCCUCUGCUCACCAAAGGCGUGCGCAGCCACGGCGCAGCAUAGUGCAGUCCACUAUUCCGAGCUCGUGCGACGGACGCCGUACAGGAGGCUUAGCCUUAGACGAGGUCGAAGCGCGACCAUCAAUUGAGUGACGUGUUUGCCAGCCUGCCAGCGAAUAACGCUGCAUACCGACAACUCAUUCAGCGCGUUCGUGGGCGUCUGCACCAGGGCCGAAUAAAACAUGUCGUCCCCCCAGCCGAAGAAGGCAGAGGCUGAAGCCGUGGAAGUUGACCAAACGACGCCAGACAUCAACGAUCAAAACGGUCAAAAGGCUCCCAUGGACCCAUCGGAUACACAAGGCCACGAGAUUGAAGUUAAGGAACAGGAUCGAUGGCUGCCCAUAGCCAAUGUUGCCAGAAUUAUGAAGUCGGCGUUGCCGGAGAACGCAAAGAUUGCGAAGGAAGCAAAGGAAUGCAUGCAGGAAUGUGUGUCCGAGUUCAUCUCCUUCAUCACAAGCGAGGCGUCCGAGAAAUGUCAACAGGAGAAGCGGAAGACGGUCAAUGGCGAGGAUAUUCUCUUUGCGAUGACGUCGCUUGGUUUCGAGAACUACGCCGAAGCUCUGAAGAUCUACCUGGCUCGUUACAGAGAGACCCUCCUCGCAACUCAGAAAUCCGGCGCUCCAGGCGCCACCGGGACCAGCGCAGGUCCCAAUGCAGCUGCCGCCGGCGCAUACAGCGAGAACGACAACGGGCUACUAGGCGGGAACGGUCUCGACGAAGGCAGCUACGACCCAGCCUUCUCCGGCGCCGUGCACAACGGGAACGGUACGGCCGAGGGUUACUAGGUGCCGCGGCGCCAGGCUCUGCUUCAGCGAAGCAAGUGGCCGGAGCGGGCGAGGAGGGCGAGGAGGGCGAGAUGGAGAUGCAGAGAACUGGCGGAACAAAGAAUGUGCGAACGGACAGGGCUGCCGAGCCCGCGGAAAGGAUGGGAACAAAAUUGCUACGGCAGAAUUUGCGAUGCAAAACGUGGGCAAGGAUGGGCUGGAGUUGGCUAUGGAGAAUAGCGGCGAUAGAACGGGCUUACUUCACCUUCAAUGGCUGUAUAAAUUCUCCGGGGUUGAUGGAAGGCUUUUCAUAUUUUUGUGCUGGAACGGGUACUGCUGCGACUAUUGCGUCAAUUUGUGAGGGAAGCUCGAGGAUACAUCAGGCUCAAUGGACACAUUCAUUACCCUUGCC